CUCAAAGCCUUUCAUAUUGCCGAUAAAACUUUAGCUACAGCAACAGCAACAAAAUCCAGAAAAUAUAUAUUUGGAUGACUUUGCUGUGAAGUGGGAACACCACCACCACCCCACCUCCUACUCCUUUCUUUUUCCUUCUAUUCCUGCAAAUCUGUACCUCCAUAACAGUAAACAAUUCAAUAUCCUCUCUCUCUCUCUCCCUCCUCUGUUUCUCUCUCUACUCAUCUCCAUCCACAUCUCUCAACCUACCACUCAAUCUCCCCUUUUCUCUCCUCCUACUCUCUCUCUCUCUCUCUCUCUCUCUCUCUCUCUCUCUCUAAACUCGUCCCAUCCUUGAGUUAACAUCAAAGACAGUUAUUAUAAGAAAGGAGAAAAAUCAUGAAAAGUGAUGACAGUCACGUCUCACCCGCCUCCUCCAGAACCUUUCCUUGAAUCCAACUCCAACUCCAAACAUUUCACAAUCCAAUUAUGGGUCUUCCCAGAGUCUCAGAUUUAGUCAAAAACCCCAAUUAAUUAACCCUCAAUCAUCACCAAAAGACUACUUCUUUUUCCUCCAAAACAUGACCGAGGUCCUCCAAACGCCGUCCCCAUCUCACUUCCCUUCCUCUUCAAGCUCCUCCACUCCAUGUGCUACUGCUUCACCUACACCCAAUGACUCACCAUACCCACAUGCCUUUUUAGAGGACACCCUCCAUGGGUAUUUGGCUUCGGGGGAAGAAGAAGACGACGAAAGCGAAGACGAAGAGGAAGAAGAGAGGAAUAGGAAGGAGAGGGACAGAGAGGGGGAUCAACUUUCGCUUCUGACCCUUUUGGUCACUGCUUUCAGGAGGUCUUUGAUUGGUUGCAGUAGUACUAAUAGUGCAAGAGGGAAGCUUUCUUCCAUGGAGAUUGGGUGGCCUUCGAAUGUCAGGCAUGUUGCCCAUGUCACCUUUGAUCGAUUCAAUGGGUUUCUUGGUUUGCCUGUUGAGCUUGAACCUGAGGUCCCCAGGAGGGCUCCAAGUGCCAGCGCAAAUGUUUUUGGGGUCUCAACGGAGUCUAUGCAGCUUUCAUUUGAUGCCAGAGGGAACAGUGUCCCAACAAUACUCAUUUUGAUGCAAAGACAUUUGUAUGCACAAGGGGGUCUGCAGGCUGAAGGAAUCUUCAGAAUUAAUGGUGAGAACAGUCAAGAGGAGUACGUCAGGGACCAAUUAAAUCGAGGAGUGAUACCAGAGGGCAUUGACGUGCACUGUUUGGCCGGUCUUAUUAAGGCUUGGUUCCGAGAACUUCCAACUGCUGUGUUAGACUCUCUAACACCAGAGCAGGUAAUGCAGUCCCAGUCGGAAGAAGAGUGUGCCGAACUUGUUAGGCUCCUACCUCCAACAGAAGCUGCAUUAUUGGAUUGGGCAGUAAACCUAAUGGCUGAUGUUGCACAAAUGGAACACUUCAACAAGAUGAAUGCGCGCAAUAUUGCCAUGGUGUUUGCACCAAACAUGACUCACAUGGUAGAUCCUUUGACUGCAUUGAUGUAUGCCGUCCAAGUGAUGAAUUUCCUCAAGACUCUUAUUGUCAAGACACUAAAAGAACGAGAAGAAUCUUUGGUGGAAACAGCCCCUGUACCCCGCCUAGAGCCUUCUGACGAGGAUGAGCACCAAAGCACUCUUCAACCAUAUCACAAAGAGGCCAAAGAGGAGGCUAACGAGGAAAAUGAAGAGGAGGGCGUAUUUGUUGGCGAAGAACCUGAUUCAGAGAGCCCCCUUCAUUCUACACAAAAUGAUCCCACAAGGGCAACAACAGAAAGUGGAUCUCAAACUUUCCUAUCUUCCAUCAAGAAUAUCAUUCCAGGAGGAAACUGGUUUCUGGCAGAUAAUUGUCCUUGUGAGGUUGUAUCCCAAGUUAGCCCUUUGGCAAACAGGACCCAAGAAGAUGGUGUAACGAGUUCAGGUAGAGAGGCUCAACCAAACAUUUGGAAGAGCAAAAGUGGUCAAUCAAGCGGUCCGAGUCUGAAAAAGGGCCCCAAGAAGGUAAACGAGCAGCUGCUGAUUCAAACUGCUGUGACGGCUGACAAGAGCAAAAGAAGUGGAAUUCUUAGCCACAUAAAUUCGAGGACAGAGCUGGCUGAAGGUUGGCGUUGAAGAGUGUUUCGGAGGUGUUUCCGGUGUUAGGGAGAUUUGGCUUUACGUUUGUGUUUCCUCUGUGGAAAUGAUGUGUAUGUCCGUGUCUGUAUGAUGUAAUGUGUAUGUUUACAUUUGUUUGUGGAUGAAGCUUCUUAACCUUUUGUCCCAUGUACACAUUUCCCUAACCCGAUCUAACAUUUUCUGCAUUUUCAA
This is a messenger RNA of Pyrus x bretschneideri (Chinese white pear), 2306 nucleotides long. Its product is annotated as rho GTPase-activating protein 5. Gene Ontology annotation, biological process: signal transduction. The record is from RefSeq and is a predicted model, not a curated record. The coding region runs from base 561 to 2111 and encodes 516 amino acids. The transcript has 5 exons. Gene Ontology annotation, molecular function: GTPase activator activity. Lineage: Eukaryota; Viridiplantae; Streptophyta; Magnoliopsida; Rosales; Rosaceae.